Aspergillus candidus is the source of this 1987-nucleotide messenger RNA. RefSeq lists its product as uncharacterized. The record is from RefSeq and is a predicted model, not a curated record. The coding region runs from base 369 to 1913 and encodes 514 amino acids. The transcript has 2 exons. NCBI's taxonomy places the organism in Eukaryota, Fungi, Ascomycota, Eurotiomycetes, Eurotiales, Aspergillaceae.
AUUCGACAUGAAAGCUGGUUAUGCUCGAAAUGAACGGUCCCUAUGUGUGAUCUGCAGACACCCUGCAACGGCCGGGCCACUAAUCCUUGGUGUGACACCCUUCUCGUCAACCCUGGGGCUGUCUAACCUGCUGGACAGAUCCUGAUAAAGAGAUUCCCACGGUAUUUAGGGGUAAACAGUCAUGUCAGAAAUAUACACUCUUGCCGUUCCAACAGGUCAGGUUCCAUCCAACUUGUUAUAGACUGUUUGUCGCUACCUACGAAGCCUCCACGAAGCUUCCCACCCCCGCGGAUUGGCAGCGUUUGGCGGAGGCCACCAUACCCCGCUAUAUAUGUCCGCACGAUGACAAGCGCAAUGUGGCCACAUCAAUGAUGGAAGGGCUCAUCAGCAAGCACGCAGGGAAGAUCCUUCGUAAAAUCUUUAGAAAAGACCUGCUCGAGCAACUGCCGGCGGAGAUCCUGCUGCAGAUCUGCGAAUUGAUGGGCCCAUGUUGGUACCUGACUGUUGUCGGGGAGACUCAGCGACUGAUGGGAGAGUUGAAGGGGAAACGGGAACCCCAGCAGAACUCGCUGAAUUUAGACCAGACCCGAAAUGUGUGGAUAUCCCGCAUCAUGUACCGUGGAGUUUCGUACGUGUCACGUCUGCGCGACAAACCGCUGAGAUUUACCGAACUGUCCGAUCAAAUUCAACUCCGGAUACCCAGACGAAUUGGCAAGAUCGUCGCGUCCGUCGACGGCAUUGGCGUCCGGGGGAUACAUUUUCUAGAACACACAUCUGACGCUCCUCCACUCGAUGAAUCUCCAUGGUACGAAGUUCUGCCCGUGUGCGACACAGACCAGAAGCUCUUCGUGAAUAGCAAUGGCCUGUUUAUUAAAAGGAUCCAACUCGAACGCGAGUUUCGUGGAGUGCCCUAUAUCUGGAGCUCUCCUUGCCCGCCUAAAAUUUCACUAACGAACUUUUAUCGUGCCUCAAAAAAGUCGCUCGGGAACGUCCGCGUACAUUAUAUCAAAUUCGAUUCUCACGUACGGGGACUUUUGGCCUGCUGUACAGAGUAUGGGCUUGUCGGGAUUCACGGUCUCACCGAUACGUCAACGACAUUAAGAAUGUUCGUUGACUUGAUGUAUCAACGCAAGCCGGAAAGUCAGAAGCACUGGAUGUACUUCCCGUUUAAUUCCCAGGAAACCAUAGAUUCAGCUUGGGUGCGGAGACUCGUUUUUAAUUAUCAUGAGAACUGUCCUCCCUUGGUGCUCCUCACAUCCCGCGGGAGAACUAUCACGUUCGGUCCUCAACUUCCCAGCGAGGUAUACGGUUCAUACCGAUACGAGCUGUUGGGCGGGCCUCGCGACGGGCCAAUCUCGGGUAUCUUCCACGACGGACUAAACCUCGCGCUAAAUCUCGAGUUCGACGAAUCCAUCGGCUACUACUAUAACCAUGGCGCAAAUUAUAUCAGAGACAUGGGAGUGACCUGUGACAAUGAGUCGAGCGUCGAAGCUCGAAAGUCCCUGCCCGCAAAUAUCCACAUGGACCCCCCUGCAUUCCCCCCGAACGGAGACAGACUCGCCGGCACCUGGUACAUGACAACGGCGUCCCUCGGUAACAUCGCGAAGGCGCAGAUCUGCCGCGAUACCGACCAGUCACAUUGUCCAUGCCUAGGUCUCCUGUUGUACUACCACGAUGGGCACAUGGAGGCGAUCGGACAGAUUCGAUGGGACCGCGAUGUCAGUGAGGAGAUCGAUCGGCCUAGGUACAUUGUGAACGCCAUCAUCGACGGACGGAACUAUAUCAAGGAUGUUAUCAACUGCGUAUACGAAUCGGAGCUCACGCGGGACGAGAGUACAUGGCAAAGUCUGCCCGGAAGCGGCACAAUCAGGUGGUGGUCUAGUGAGCUCGGGGAUCGAGUCAUAAUAGACUAGAUAGAGGAAGGAUAUGGCAUUCAUUUAUUCUGCAUCCGGCCAAGAAAUAACUACCAAACACCAAGAGGGUGAUC